AUGAAGCUUGAAGCGAUUCCUGGUUUCCCCCAAGAUGGGGACUUAGAAUUUGUGCUGGCCACAGAGAAGGAAUUCGAAGAAGUUGUGUCUAUGUCUCAUGGUAUAUAUGGAGGAUUGGAUUAUCUGCCCAGCAGAUAUCACAGCUGGGUGAACGAGAAGGACCGGAUGGUGAUACUGGCCAAGAAAGAAGGAGAUGUUAUUGGCCUCCUUUCUAUGUUUGUGGUGGAUGGAGGGGAAACAGCUCUUCUAGAGGGGCUCCGUGUGGCACCCUGGGAGAGAGGCAGAGGAAUAGCUGGAGUGCUCCAAAGAUUUGGUUGCCAGCUGGUGAAACAUCGAUACCCAAGUGUCAAAGUAAUGAGGUUGACCAGGGAUGACAAGCUGACUCCAAAGGAGCUCAACAAAUACAAAGUCAUAGCGAAACAGGGCAUACUGCUUGUUCGUUUUAAUGCACCUGAACUCUCCUCCCGAUUAUCUUCCAUUCCACUACCCCCUGGGCCAUCACGUCCUCCUCCACCUAUCCUUUUGUCUCCCGAAGAGGUCCAAGGAGUCUUCCUGGAGCGUGGGGGCCUACUGAAGGAUCUUCUGCCCAAUCAAACAGUCAUACAGGACUGGCAGCCCUUCCAAGCCUUGCCUGGCAAUCAUGAUCUGCUUCGCCGCAAAUCUAUUCGCUGGAUGGCAGAUGACAGCGUUCGGCCAAGGGUGGCUUCUCUCUGCACUGCACCAUUCCCUGUCCCGGCAGGGCCUCUCUGCUACUACCUCAAUAUUGAUGUCUUUGGCUCUGGUUUGAGGGGGGCACAAGAGCAGUUGUUGUCUCACCUAGCUGCACACGUACCAUUGUUACCAGCAGAUGUAAAAUGCCAGCUGUUCCUUCCGCCUAGCAUGUGGAGGCCAAUGGCUGAUUUUUGCACUAAUGUAUUAGGUUUUCAACUGGAAAAAGGGUACACAGAGCAAUAUCUCCUAGAAACAGAUAUAUAG
Staurois parvus is the source of this 975-nucleotide messenger RNA. The record is from the annotation of a GenBank genome assembly. Lineage: Eukaryota; Metazoa; Chordata; Amphibia; Anura; Ranidae.